Molecule: messenger RNA, 3397 nt
Organism: Psylliodes chrysocephalus
Lineage: Eukaryota; Metazoa; Arthropoda; Insecta; Coleoptera; Chrysomelidae
Source: the annotation of a GenBank genome assembly
UAAAUUAUUUUCUACAGCUUGACACGAAACUAACGGGAAUUCGUCACGCUGCUGAUUUUAAAGAGAUUUAUACAUACAUAGCCAUCGCUGAAAAUCGAAAAAACAAAAUACAGUUGUGAAUGUCAAACAGCGGAUGAAUGAAGUGAUAAAAUUUUCCCACAUCAAAUCCAAAAUUGAGUUAUUGAAAACAUCAAAAUUUGUGUUUAUUUCGUGUCGUUAAUUAUUUGUAGCGAGCCAAGUGUUGAUUUUUGUUUAGAGUAAAGUAAAAUAUGGAAUUUAGUUUUAAUGUAAAUGAAGUGUUCAAGUCACCUAUAGUAGAGAUUACUCCCAAUUUGAUUCCUCCUGGAUAUACGGGAGAUAGAAGGGCAUUAUGGGAUACAGUUUCAAAGGUAGGAGAGGUAGUGAACCAAAUGGGGUCAGCCUCAGCUGCAGCUCAAGGACUAACUAAGGCAAUAACUACAGCUGAUAGGAUUAGGAAUUCUGAGCACAAAUUAUAUUUUCUUAUUGACAAAAAUGCAAAUAGUGGAAAAGGAGCCGUCACGGGAAUGUUAAAAACUGGUAAUAAGAGUUUAUACGUAUUCGACAGAGAUGGAAACCAUUAUCAAGUCCAACCGCCCUGUCUGUUGGACUUUUACAUUCACGAAACCAAGCAGCGUAAUGGUUUGGGGAAGGUACUUUUUGAGCACAUGUUACAGAAAGAAGGUAUCGCACCGGUACAAAUGGCUAUAGACAGGCCAAGCGAGAAAUUAUUAGGUUUUCUCAACAAACAUUACUCACUGAAAGAUCCCGUGAAGCAGAUGAAUAAUUACGUCGUUUUUGACGAUUUUUUUCCAAAAAGGUCUCUUCCAGCUCCCCAUGAACCGCAGACCCAAUCCGAAGGAAUUCGAAGCAAAAUUCAACAAAAUCCCAAUUCUGCGAAUGGUUUGCAACCGGUUCCAAGUCCUAUGGGCCGAUACGGAGCUCCGAGACCUCCAUGUAGCAUGGGACAGAUAAUUCACAACCAAUCACCAAAUGAACAAAGGCAGGAAACCACUGGUCAGUCUAUGCCUGCAAUGAACUAUCAAGCCUAUCAACAAUCCUAUAGUACCGAAAAUCCAACCUACGCCUCCCAAAGUACCCCAAACACGUAUUACGGUCAAAAUAAUUACAAUCAAUAUCAAGCUCAAAUGCAGGGUAACUAUCAAAUGAUGCCCGGUCAAAAUUGGCAACAAGAUCCUAAUAAUAUGACCCCUCAAGAGAUGUAUCAAGGUUAUGGGGCAACUGGUCAGCUGUUACAAGGAACAACAUCGGUAUAUCCUGUUCAAGGCCAGAACAUACAAAACGCAACCCAGAAUAUGUCAUACCAGAACCAGACCUUAGAACAAUACAAUAACUCUAAUGUCCAACAGAAUUACCCUAUGGAACAAACGACUACAUAUCAUGACAGUUACCAACCCCCAGCUCCAACCCAAAGCGAUAAAUCAGCUUACGCCGGUACAGCGCAACAAGCUCAAAUAGGCCACGCCUAUCAAUAUCAACAAUCCUCUUCGGAUCCAAAUGUUCAAAAUAUAUCCACACAGCAACAAUCUGAUCAAAUGGCAGCCGCUCAGCAAGCAGCUCAACAACAAAUUCAACAGCAACAACAGGCAGCUGACGCGGCCGCUCAGCAACAAGCUGCCAAUAUGGCAGCUCAAGAAAACAUAGCUGCACAAGAACAAGUUGCUAACAUAGCAGCUCAACAAGCGGCUAAUACGGCUGCUCAGCAACAAGCUGCUAAUAUGGCUUCCCAACAACAAGCCGCUAAUAUGGUCGCACAGCAACAAGCCGCUAAUAUGGUCGCACAGCAACAAGCCGCUAACAUGGCUGCUCAACAGCAAGCUGCUAACAUAGCUGCUCAGCAACAGGCUGCGGCGAUGGCUGCUCAACAGCAAGCGUCUCAACAAGCUGAAAUGGCGGCCCAAGAACAAGCUGCUUACUUAGCAGCGCAGCAGCAGGCGAAUAUGGUGGCUCAGCAACAAGCUGCGAAUAUGGCUGCUCAACAACAAGCUGCGAAUAUGGCCGCUCAGCAACAAGCUGCGAAUAUGGCUGCUCAGCAACAAGUCGCGAAUAUGGCUGCUCAGCAACAAGUCGCGAAUAUGGCUGCUUACAAGUACUCUCAAAAUGUACCCCAGAGUAUGGAACAAUUGGUGCCGCAGCAAGUUAGACCCCAGUUUACCACACCGUUAAUGCCGGCUGUGGCCUCGCAAGCUGCUUAUCAACCCGUCCAAGGUGUCCAUUCUGCUCCUUUACAUCUCAGUCAACCCAUGGCGCAGUUCGGCGCAUCUUCCGCAUCGGCGCCAACCUUUGCACCAAAUCAGGUUUCGUCUGGCUUGUCUGUUACGAAUUUCAAUCGAAACGCACCUCAAGUUAUGCAGACUUACAAUAUGGCAGCUGCCGGCGAUCAGGCUCGACGAGUUAUGUCCGCCGUCGGAACACCGUCGUAUGCAACCCCUGUAGCAUCUAAGCUGGAAAUCGCCCCCCAAAACUUGCAAUACUCGACCAACGCGCAGAACUUGCCGACACGAAAUUUUUCUGAAAAAGCGCAAAAUUUAAUUGGUAACCAAUACGCUGCUGGCGGACAAAUGGGAGAUUUUGAUGCGCAACAGAAGGCUCAAUUGCAGCAGGAAGUUUUCAUAAACGAAAUGGGUGAUCGGCCUUAUUCUGCGGGAGUUUGCGGCGCCGAUAGAUUUAAAGUUAAGGAAUUGAUACGUAAAAAGAAUGACGGCACUGAUUAUAUUAAAAAACCGACUGAAAAUGACUUGAAAUACGGAUAUCCUCCGCAGGUAUCACAGUCUCGUAUUUUUACCCGUCCAAUCCCCAUUAGACCACAGUACUCUUAGAAGUCCUUUAAGUUCAGUCCCUUCCCUUCUCAAAAUUCCUCAACCAAAUGAUUCCUGCUGCCUUUUAAAAAAAACUAGCAGGCGAAUAGCAUCCCAAUAAAUCAUAAACAAACUAUCCUUAGAAAAUAAAUAACAAAAUAUUCCAGUGAUGUACAAAAAGCACCCGAACCGUGGCACCACCACCAUACAACAAAACUAGAACGACCUCGAUCCUUAGUCAUUCAACAAGACGAAGCGCCCAAAGAAUUAUUCAAGGAAAAACACGAAGACGAAAACGUCGACGAGGACGAAGCGGACAAGGACUCUCUAGCCGAUUCCAUAGACAUCGGCAUAGAGGAUCUGGACAUUGAGGAACCGGUCAGAGGAAAAAUUAAGGUUAGGGGUACAACUGAAAAAUUCUUGUGCGCUGACAGCAAGACGCCCUCUCCGAGGAAAACUCCGAGUCAUCUCACGGAACAGGGCUAUUUCGAUUUGAAGUUUUAUCACAACAAACUGUGGUGAAUUUUUUUUUGUUGUAAUAAAAUUACCGUUUUAACGUG